Messenger RNA from Penicillium psychrosexuale, 222 nucleotides. RefSeq lists its product as uncharacterized. The record is from RefSeq and is a predicted model, not a curated record. Lineage: Eukaryota; Fungi; Ascomycota; Eurotiomycetes; Eurotiales; Aspergillaceae. The transcript has a single exon. Bases 1 to 222 code for a protein of 73 amino acids.
AUGGAUUGGUUGACAAAGUUGUUCACGGGAAAGGACUCGGCGAAAACAGAACAAAAAGCGCAAAGGCGGAUGAGCAAAGAACACAGUCGAAGGGUUCGUGCACAGGAGAAGGAGCUCCGACGUGGGAAGGAUAAUGGUACUGUCAAAAAGGCGAGCUUUUUCUGGGGAUCGUCAGGUCAGACAUACCAGAGUAAUGUUCGUGGUCCGGGUAAAGGAAUUUGA